This is a messenger RNA of Drosophila obscura, 472 nucleotides long. RefSeq lists its product as uncharacterized. The transcript has 2 exons. The record is from RefSeq and is a predicted model, not a curated record. Bases 11 to 421 code for a protein of 136 amino acids. NCBI's taxonomy places the organism in Eukaryota, Metazoa, Arthropoda, Insecta, Diptera, Drosophilidae.
GAUUUAUUUCAUGUCAGUUAAAAAAGAUACAUACAGCAAAAUUCUUAAAAUGAGGAAAAAUUCUGUAAUUUUUGUAGUCACAGUAGCUUUCGUCUUAUUUAUCACUCUUCAGGAGCCGGUGUGUGCCACCAAAAACUACCUCUGGGGCGAGAUUGGGGUCAAUGACUACAAGCUAGCCAAGGAUACAAUCAAAAAGGCAUUUUUUGUUGGUCUUGUACAAACAAAGAAAUAUGUUUUUAAACAGUCGGACAACCUAGAUGCGUUAACGAUUACCGCCAUUCAAAUCACUGACAAGAAGAAAAAUAAUGGAGCCACUGCACAACUAAUUAGCGGUGGCCCUGGUUCGAAGGGUGCUACCAUUUUAUUUGAAUCUGAGCGUGGCUAUGGCAUUAACGAUUUGGUUGAAAUAUGGGGCCGAUAAAAUAUAAAGAAUUGAAAAUUCACUUUCUCCAUAAUAAAUGAGAUACGCAGC